ACCAUGGAGAGCUGCCGGGCGCUGGCGCUGUGCGCCGUGGCGGCCGCGCUGCUGCUGAGCGCCCGCGGGCACGGAUCGACCCCGCCGCGCCGCGCCCGCGACCUGGGACCGCCCGGCGGCGGCGGCGCCUCCCCGGAGAAGGAGCUGAUCGAGGCGCUGCAGGAGGUGCUGGAGAAGCUCAAGAGCAAGAGGGGACCGCACUACGAGAAGAAGUUCGGGCAGGUGCCCAUGUGCGACGCCGGGGAGCAGUGCGCCGUGAGGAAAGGGGCUCGCAUCGGCAAGCUCUGCGACUGCCCCCGGGGGACGUCGUGCAAUUCCUUCCUUCUCAAGUGCCUGUAAGCAGAGGCGUCUCGGGACAAGCCGCCGGGAGCGCAGGCACUGACGUCUGGCCGCCCCGACGUGCCGGCGACUUCCCGCAGCUCCUCCGCCCGAGAAACGCGGCGAGAAGUGCCCG
Molecule: messenger RNA, 454 nt
Organism: Camarhynchus parvulus
Lineage: Eukaryota; Metazoa; Chordata; Aves; Passeriformes; Thraupidae
Gene: CARTPT
Product: CART prepropeptide
Exons: 3
Coding region: 4-339 (111 amino acids)
Biological process (GO): negative regulation of appetite; cellular response to starvation; adult feeding behavior
Molecular function (GO): neuropeptide hormone activity
Source: RefSeq, a predicted model, not a curated record